UGAUCACACAAACAUAUGUCAAUAUAUUGGCAUCGCAAAUUAUUGCACAAAAAACAGAUGAAAUGUCGUUUUAUCGUCUAUAGAAAAAAAUAUAUGUUGAGCUAAAACUGUAUUGCUACUUAUAUAAUUCAAAAUAUAGAAAAUUUCUGUUGAAAACCUAAAGUACAUGCACUUAUAGGCUUCUCUAUAUAGCUUUACUAUAUAACUUGAACUUUCAAAGUAAUCCCUCUUUAUAUGUAAGUACGCAUUACUUCAAAAUUGAACGUACAGAUAAUAUAUACAUACAUCGCAUACUGAAUUUCUUGGAAAAUUGAUAAAUUGUACGGUCUGCAAAUUUUAUCCGUCAGCAUUUUUUCUGUACAUUGUAUUUGUAAAAUUCAAGUAACAUCGGAAGUUGUAAGGCAGUAAUACGAUAAUCGAGCAAUUUGCUGACCCACUCGCUCGACGGCUUAAAACAUGCAUAUGCUUUGAUGCACGUACGGUUCAAUGCUGUUAUGUUCUCGCGAAGAUCGAUAGUUUUAGGAUAAGAGACAGCUAGGACACAUGAGAAAGAAUUCACGCUUUAUAGUACUAACGACGUGACAGAUCGAUUGAUGAAGACUAUUAAUGCUUAAUUACAUCGCUAUACAUGCUAUUAAAGAUGUACAUCCACGAGAUCAGUACAGAGUUAUUCCGUGGUACACUUCGAAGAUGGUGUAUUGGAACAAGGAUGCUGCUUAUGCAUUGUCAAGUUACAAAACUUUAGCAUGGCCUGUAGGAGCAUGGCCUAUUGAGGAUGAUACUCUUUAUUCAAAGCUGCGUUGGUUGUUUGCGAUUGUAAGCGAGAUCUUGCUAGUGAUAACACUUCUGAUGGAUGUCUAUCUCGCCUGUGAGAAUUCUUCCGGAGAUCCGAUUGAUACUUAUGUGGUGACCGCAAGUGCGAUGCUGGUACUUGUCAAACUCACUCUGCUGCGGCUACAGCGAUCCACGCUGUCGAUCAAUCUCAUCUCCGCUAUUCAGGACUGGUGCAGCGUCGAGGACGCGAAAUCCCGCGGAAUCAUGAUCGAGCACGCGCGUAUGGCGAGAAUAAUAUCAUUGUCCCUGUUUUAUUCCGGAUUUUUCGCCUUUAUGCUGUACAUGUUGCGACUCUUGCCUGUCGUGACCUCUAAUAAGAGGACAUUUUAUCUGCCGACGUCCUGUCUCUUCGAGUCUGUCACCAGUCUUCAGUACGUCCUCAUUACGCUCUAUCAGGUGGUUCAGUUGUUCAUUACAUAUGCCGGUAACUGCUGUACGGAAGGUAUUUUUGUCGGUAUCACGAUGCAUCUCUGCGGGCAGCUUGAACUUUUAAUGAUCGACUUUCGGCAGAUCGAUCAGCGUAGACAGAAGUGCAAAGGGAACAACAUCGUUGAGGAACUUGUUGUUAGACAUCGACAAUUGAUAAGACUCACGGAGACUAUUGAAGAUACUUAUAAUAUUAUCAUUUUGACUCAGAUCUUUACCAGCGCUAUUUUGAUAUGCAUAACAGGUUUUGGACUCAUCGAAUCACUGAAUAUUCACGACACAAUCAUGACAGUAAAAAGCAUUGUAAUAAUGAUCGUUAUGUUGAUGCAAUCCUUUCUAUAUUCAUAUGCGGGCGAUAAUUUAAGGGAUCAAAGCGAGGCUCUGUCCUUCGCGGUUUACGAUAGUAAUUGGUGCGAUUUUUCAAUCAACGAAAUAAGAGAUCUAACGUUCAUUAUGGUAAAAACAAAUAUACCUAUUCGUCUUACCGCUGGGAAAUUUUUCUACGUUACACGUGCUACAUUUACGGAUAUCCUGAAGACCGCAGUAUCCUACUUAUCCGCUUUACGUGUUAUGGUUGGGAAACAAGAAGAAAACAAUUAAAAUAUUAUAUAGUUUAAA
This is a messenger RNA of Nylanderia fulva, 1878 nucleotides long. RefSeq names its product odorant receptor 4-like. Gene Ontology annotation, molecular function: odorant binding; olfactory receptor activity. Gene Ontology annotation, biological process: sensory perception of smell; detection of chemical stimulus involved in sensory perception of smell. Lineage: Eukaryota; Metazoa; Arthropoda; Insecta; Hymenoptera; Formicidae. The record is from RefSeq and is a predicted model, not a curated record. Gene Ontology annotation, cellular component: plasma membrane.